CCAUUGUCUGUUUUCAAUUUUAGCUUGUUUUUCCGCAAUGUGUAUGAAGUUGCGUCUUUUCUUGUCCAGGAUGUUAUGUCUUGCUUCGCUAAACAAAAAGUGGGCAGUCCCUGCUCAGGCCUGUAAGAGCUGACCAAUCAGAGCAGACUAGGCGGGGUUCCUUAAAGAGAUAGGCACUAGACAGAUGGUGAAGACAAGUGCUGCGGGAAUGGACAGUAGUUUGAGUGGGAAAAAAAUGUUUUUGAACAUUUGAGCUUGUAAACAUUACUUGUAGACACACAAAAUGGAAGCAUGAAAAUGAAAAUAAUACAGGAUCUUUACACAUGUAGUCUUCCUGACCAAUAUGAGAAGCAGUUCAGUGAUAUCAGAUGAAGAGACAGGCAGAAGUUGCAGCCGCCAUUCAGUUCCAGAUGCGGCAUUGUGGCCACCAUGAAAGAAAAAAAAACGCCCUCCUUCAUCAUGGUGGCCAAAUGUUCAAUCCCUGUGUGGUCACACUCACCGCAGCCACACAUGCAGGUUGUCAGAAAUGUGUCAUCUUUAGGCCUUCCGGAGGGAAAUAUCAAAGUCAAAACAAUCAUCCUCCAUGAAAGGACAGAGCAGAACUGCACCUACGUGGCUUUGAUGUGGUCGGAGCAGGCAGGCGGCAUGCACAAAUCCCAGUAAUCCCUGACACUAAAACUGUACUGCACUGCUUGAUCGGCGCUGACACACCCCCUACUGUGCCUCUCCUCCCACUAGGUUCAGUCGUUCCAGUUCAGGAAAAAUGACGCUACAGGACAGAGACAGUGCCUAUAAGAGAUUCUCUCUCUCAAGACUGGAAGCUCAAACCACAGAGGGCAGGCAGUUAUAUUUCCAGGCUUGGGAGGGAGUCCAGCUCGAGACUCAUAAAGGACAGAGUCCGGAGAGUGUUAUUUUAUGGGCCCAGAUGUGUUGAAUAAAUCAUUUUCCCAGGACCUAAUUAAACACUUACUGCCCAGCCCUGUUAAGCUAUUAACAUCUGCUCUACCAAAUGAACUAGGAAGGGCUCCAGCGCCGGAUGGAUCCAACCACAAAAGACAGAAUGAACAGUGAAAUCGAGUUGUAGACCUCUCCAUGCAGUGCAAAGUCUGUGAUGGAUGUGGUGGAUUUGAGGAGUCUCAGAGCCUGAGGAAAGAAGCUGCACCGUUGUCCGGCAGUCCAGCAGCGGAUGCUUCUGUAUUGCUUGCCAGACAGCAGCAGGGUGAAUGUGCUGUGGCUGGGCCGGUUGGAGUUACAGUAACAAGAUCUUAUCAGUCACAUGCUGCGACAGGCCGAUCACAAAGCAUCAAGGAAGCGAACGACUUGAAACGGCACGUCAACAUCCCUCGCUCUCAUUUAUCAUUUCAGCUGGAUGCUCGGUGAAGCAUGGUGCUGAAGAUGGUUAGGACGCACUUAAUGGGGCCACUGUCAUGGGGCCGGGUCAAAUGGCCGCGUAUAAUGGGAACAGGAGUCCUUUAUCUGCUGCUGCUAUCAACCUGUCUCGGCCAAGACACUGAAGCCGUCUUCGAGAGCUGUGCAGUAAUGUUGCUCUAUCCGGUGAAUGUGGGUGUUUUUGUGUUUCCCUGCGCUGCCAAAGACGGAAAGGAGGAAAGCGAGGAGGAGAAUCCUACCAGAAGCUUUUAUUAUCGUUCGCAAGACCUUCGACGAGACUGGCAAUACGAGGAAUGUAAACUGUCUCGAUCGGGUCCUCCUGCCACCAUCGUUGCCAUAGAUGAAGAAAGCCCCAACGGAACGUUACUGGUGGAGAACAUGCAGAUAAAUGGCGUGGCCGAGGGUCCGGAUCGUACCAUCUCUCUGUCCCUAAGGGAUAACUACGACCACUGGGUGAUCCUCGACCCCUCAAAACAAGCUCUUUACCUUAACAGCACCGGACGGGUUCUGGAUAGAGAUCCCCCCUCGUACAUUCAGUCCAUCGUGGUGCAGGUCCAGUGCACCAAUGAGCUGGUAGGAACUGUGAUUUUACACGAAGUCCGCAUCGUUGUUCGAGACCGCAACGACAACGCGCCAAGCUUCCAGCAGCCGAGAUACUACGUCGCCGUCAGUGAGCUGACGCCAGUAGGAACCACCAUCUUCUCUGGUUUCUGGGGGAACAACGGGGCAACAGACAUCGACGACGGUCCCAACGGACAGAUAGAGUACACCAUUCAGUACAACCCAAAAGACCCGACAACAAACAGAACCUUUGACAUCCCUCUGACACUGUUCGGCGCUGUAGUUCUCCGGGAAAGACUCAACUACGAGGAGAUAACGCGGUACCUGGUCAUCAUACAAGCAAACGACCGAGCCCCCUAUCCCAGUGAGCGCCGUACGGCCACCACCACUCUGACUGUGGACGUUCUGGAUGGUGAUGACUUGGGCCCCAUGUUUCUGCCCUGUACGCUUGUGGGAAACACCCGCGACUGCAGUCCCAUCACGUAUCGGGCUAAUGUGCUGGAGCUGACAGAGCCGAAUAAGGUGAGUCCCCUCAAUGUGACUCCACCAAUUCAAGCUGUGGACCAGGACAGAAACAUACAGCCUCCCUCUGACAGGCCUGGGAUUCUCUACAGCAUCCUCAUAGGCAAGCCAGAGACCUACGCAGAAUACUUCAGCCUGAACAGAACCACAGCGGAGCUCCUGCUUCUGAAGCCCGUCGAUAGAGAGCUCCACCGCCGAUUUGAUCUGGUUAUCAAGGCAGAGCAGGACAACGGUCACCCCUUGCCGGCUUUUGCCAACCUUCAAAUCGAAGUUCUGGAUGAAAAUAACCAGGCACCCUACUUCCUGGAGACCAGUUACCAUGGCUACGUCAGUGAAGCAUCACCGGUGGGGACCACGAUAUCGUCCAGUGCCAGCCUUUCUGCUCCGCUGGCCAUCGUGGCCCUGGAUAACGAUGUGGAGGAGACCCGGGAUCCUCAGCUCCAGCUAUCCCUGGAAGGCCAUUUUCAUGUUUUCUCCGUGUCUGCAUCUGGAAUCAGAAGAUAUAUCACGCUGGUGCAGCCACUGGACAGAGAGACACAGGACUCCUACACAUUCACGCUCCUAGCAUCCGACGGCGUCCAGGAGAGCAUUCCGGUUAGCGUGACGGUUACGGUGCUGGACGCUAACGACAACACUCCUACUUUUGCUAACGUCUCUUACAACGUUAAUCUUUUUACUAAUAUGGCGCCUGGAGAAACUGUGUUACAGCUGUCAGCAGUUGACUAUGAUGCAGGUCCCAACGGUCAGGUUACAUAUCGGAUCUUAGCCGGUGACCAAGGACAUUUUCUCAUCAGCAACAGCACGGGGGUCAUCACCGUGGCACCAGGUGUUGAACUCACUGUUGGACGGAGCUACGCUUUGACCGUAGAAGCCAUAGACAACGGGCCUGUACCUCAUAGGCGGUCAUCCAUUACUACGGUCUAUAUUGAAGUUUUGCCCCCAAACAACCAGAGCCCUCCCCGUUUCCCCCGGCAACAGUACAGCCUGGAGAUCAGUGAAGCGAUGAGGACUGGAGCCACUCUGCUGAACCUGCAGGCGGUGGAUCGUGAGAAGGACCCCAUCACCUACAACAUCCACAGUGGAGACCGUGAAGGAUAUUUUGUACUACAGCAAAGUUCCGGGUAUUUGCUACUGGACAAGCCUCUGGACAGGGAGUCUCUGGAUUAUUAUACCCUGGUGGUCACAGCCUCAGACGGACACCCAGACGGAACCUCCACUGCGACAGUGAACAUCGUGGUGACAGAUGUAAACGACAACGACCCGCAGUUCGAUUCCUCACUGCCAGUGAACCUCACUGUCAUCGAAGAGCAGGACAACGCCUACGUCGGACAGGUCAAGGCUACAGACCCAGAUCUGGCUGCGAGCGGUCAGGUCCAUUAUCGGCUCGUCAACCACCAGACGCUGUUCUCCAUCAAUGCCACAGGCGCGAUCAGAACUGCGGUGCCAUUGGACAGAGAGGUGAAAGGCCACUACUUUCUGAUCGUUGAAGCCUCGGACGGUGCAGUGGAUCCACGGCGAUCCAGACUAACGCUGUCAAUCACCGUUCUGGAUGUAGACGACAACAGCCCGAUAUUCACGCAGCAGACUUACAAUGUCAGCCUACCAGAGAACAGCCCCAAAGAUACAGUCAUUCUACAGUUAAAGGCGAUAGACGCUGACCUUGACUCCAACCUCACAUAUCGAAUCAAAACUGAAGGCUCGGACCAGGUGAUUGCAGAACUUUUCCACAUGGACCCAGUGACCGGAGAGCUGUCGGUUCUGAAAGUUCUCGACUACGAGGCUCUGACUGACUCCAACCCGAUAUACACAUUCAGCGUAGAGGCCAUGGAUACAAAGGGAACAAUGCCUCCUGGACUCGCCUCUGUUACUGUCAGAAUAAUGGACAUGAAUGACUUUUCUCCGGUAUUCAGCCAGUCAGUGUACCAAGGCAUGGUUGCCCCUAAUGCUGUCAAGGGAACCAUCGUAACCACAGUGAUGGCCAAUGACUCUGACCCUGCGGGUACCCCAGCAGGACGAGUGCGCUAUAGAGUGGACUAUGAGGCUCACCCGUAUUCUGCCAGUAUAUUUGGUGUGGACGAAAAGACCGGAAAUGUGGCAACCAGAGUGAACCUCAACGAGGAGCCAAACCUGAAGUUCAGUCUGGUGGUGGUGGCCUAUGAUGAUGGUGAGCCUGUCAAGGAGAACGCAACUCUGGUCGAGAUCACAGUCCUUCAACCUUCUGUCAUUCCUGUGUUCACUCAGGAAGAAUACAGGUUUGCACCAGUGAGCGAGGAGGCUGCUGUCGGAACCCCAGUGGGAAACAUCGUGGCAGCUGCUGUCAAUCAAACUAUCGUCUACUCCAUCACCGAAGGCAACGAGGGAGGUGUGUUCGCAUUAAACCAGACGACAGGAGUGAUUUCCACCGCCAAGCCCCUGGACUACGAGGCCAACUCCAGCUACGUUCUGAAGGUGGAAGCCGACUCCAUGAGGGUGGCAUCCUCCAACCUCCGAGCUCCCUCUAAGACUAACACAGCUAAGGUGAUAAUUGACAUCCAGGAUGAGAAUGACCACCCGCCCGUUUUCAGCAGAGCUCUUUACAUCGGAGGGGUUGCAGAAGAUGCUAAAACGUUCACAUCAGUCUUGAAAGUACAGGCCCUGGACAAAGACACUGGUAACUACAGUUCUAUGAUGUACCGGCUCAUCAUCCCCCCUCCCCCUGGGAAAGACACUAAAGACAGCAAAGACGGCUUCGUCAUCGAACCGUACAGCGGCGUGGUGAAGACAGCAAUCAUGUACCGCAACAUGAGGAGGUCAUAUUUUAAGUUCGAGGUUGUUGCUACAGACAACUAUGGUCAAGGACACAGCAGCAAGGCGGAGAUAGUGGUGUCCGUCGUGAACCAGCUGGACAUGCAGGUGGUCGUAUCAAACGUCCCUCCAACUUAUGUGGAGAAAAACAAAGACAAGCUGCUCAGCAUUCUGGAACGCUACGUCCAGGAACAGAUACCAGGAGCAAAGGUUGUCGUGGAAACCAUCGGGCCCCAUCGCCAUGGUGAUGGAUUAGAGCAGGAGGACUAUACCAAGUCGGACCUCAUGAUUUAUGCCAUCGACCCGCUGACGAAUAGAGCUGUAUCUCGACAGGAGCUCUACAAGUUUCUUGAUGGUAAACUCUUGGACAUCAAUAAAGAGUUCCAGCCCCUCCUCCCUCCCGGUGGACGGAUUCUGGAGAUCCGAACCCCUGAAGUGGUGACCAGCGUGAAGAAAGCGGUGCAGACUGUAGGCUACACAGAGGGAGCACUGCUGGCUCUGGCGGUUAUUAUAAUAAUCUGUUGUGUCCCCGCCAUAUUGAUCGUCAUUAUUACCUACAGACAAUUCAAAGAACGGCAGGCAGAGUGUGCCAAAACAGCCCGUAUCCAGAUGGCACUGCCAACGGGCAAACCUGGGGGAGGCACUGCCAACAACCUGUAUGAGGAGCUUGGUGACAACGCCAUCCGGGUAAACCACAGCGGUGGGAGCGGUGGCAGCUUGGAUGAAAGCGACCGCCAACGUCUGAUCUCAGAUUUCGCGACACGAGCGAUUGCUGCCCAUCGUCAGUGCGUUGCUAACGGCGGGGUGCUCCACAACCUGCCCAAGUCUGAGUCCAACAUCACCUUUCUCUCUGAUGAAAACCCCCUGACUAUCAAGAAUCCGAUCUACCACGAGGACGGGACUUUGAGUAGCCCAGAGACUCUUGGACGAAGCCAGAGGAGAAAAGACCUUCUUGGGAAUUUCUCCCCUUCCAGGAAAGGCCUUCGAGAAGCCUGGCUGAGGCUCAGUUCCCAUGGGGGCGAAGUAGGAUUUGGUGGGUACAGCGGCAGUGACAGCGGGUGGGGAUCUGGGGGUGGCCACAGCUGGACUCUCCCAUCAAGGUUACAUCGAAGAGAGAUGUAUGACGCUUUGAGACGCCAAGUGGUGAUGGAUCCCGUGCAGUGGGAGCUUGAGCUUCUAAAGGCUGAAUUCAAGGAGAGUAAAGAUGCUGGUCUGGACUCAGGAUUUGACCGCGGGUUGGAUUCAGAUUUAAUGGGGAGUCCAAGUCUGGAACCCAAGUUGACCGUCAAAGAACAAGCUAGACAGUUUGAGCAACAGGCACUUCAGGAAAUGAGGCAAAGGCAGAACAGAGAUUCACGAGGAUCUUUGUCGCCUGAUAUGCUACUUUCUGUUUUCCCUGAGUCUCCUCAGCAUAACAAACACACUCCGACCCAUAGCGCCUCAAGUUUUCCAGUUAAAGAGGGUCCCCCAAGUAUCAUUGUCACCCACAUUGAUGGAGGGACCCCUCCGCCGAGUCACAAGCCAACUCCUCCAGUGCUGCGGCGAUUCGGGGCAAAUUUAACCGGAAAUCAGAGUGCGGAAGAGAAACUUCAGGUCCCUUUGGGCUGUAUCCCCGAUCCUCCAUCCACUCCUCCACCACCACCACCAUCUCAGUCCCCACCACCUCCACCUCCAUCCCCACCACCUCCCCCACCACCUCCCACAUUUGCUCCUCUCGCUCCUUCAUCUCCCCCUCCACAACCCCCCUCCACCCCUCCUCCUCUCCCCCCUGCUUCACCUAAUACCAACCAUACAGAAAAGCAGCUCCCUCAUCCCCCACCUCCUCCACCUCCCCCACCACCACCUCUACCUCCCCCUUCGUCGCCCUCACUCCUACGUCCAUCAACCUUCGUCCUACCGUCAUUCUCAGAGGCGCCGGCCCUGCGGCCCGUGUCCCUCAGGCCGCCACCGCCACCCCUCCAUGCUGAGCCUGAACCUCCCCGAAAAGAGCUGAAAGGAAUCUUAAAGAACAUCCAAAACAUCGCGGACAUCGAGAAGUCGGUGGCCAACAUGUUCAACCAGAUAGAUCAGAAACAGAUCCCGCUCAAGAAGGUCAUGAAGAGCCGAGCCUCCAUUGAUUCUCUCGAUUCGCUUGACUCCUUGGAUGCUUUAGCAGGAGGAGAAGGAGGCGCAGCAGAGGGAGUGGAGGUUGGUAGAGAAGGAGCAGGAGAUGCAGGUGGAGAGGGUCUUCCACCUCCACCUCCACAGAUUCAGCCCAACCCAAACAUGAACUCCAUCGUGGAAGAGCUUGAGAAGCGAUUCCCCUCUCAGUCUACAAUGCUCUAGCCUUUGCCUUGAUCUUACGGAAAAGCACACAGAUGGGAAUUUCGGAACAUCGUGGCGUAGCUGCUGUGAAGUUGUGAAGCUGUCAGGGGACUGAUGCUGAAAAUAGCUCAGUGGGAUGCUGUGAUGAUUUGGUGAUUUUUACCGUGCUACAGCUGUGCUCUUCCAACAUGACUUCCUGUUUUCUACUUAUGAAAAGGGAGGAAAACUAGGCCUAAUAUAAACUCUGCGGGUAGAAGAAAAUGUUUCUCCUCUCAAAUGAUAGUACUUGUUGCAAACUGUAAAGGAAAGUGGAGCAGGUGAAGCAGAAUGAAAGGUCAGAUCUUUUAUAGCCCAAAUAAAUUCUGCCAUCAAACGGCUGGAAGAGGCUUCUACUCCUUGUGACUGUAUGCUGCACUGUUUCCCUUUGACUGUUUACAUGACAAUAGAACGAUUGCAGGAGUGUUCGGAAGUAAGAAAGAAAUGAAAAGUUAGUCAGAGGUCAAGUCUUUAUUUUUAUUUGUAUUUGUGCUCCCAUUUGAGUAAACCUUAAGCUGAAUUUGAUAGCCUGCUUCCCAAACCAACUCUGAAGUUGAAGUAGAUGUUUGGAGGGCUUACUCAACAUAUCAGGGGGCUUUUUGUUAAAUGAAGAAAACUGGCCUCAAGAGCUGCAGAUGGGAGCAGUGAAAUCUUCUUAGUAGUAGUGGCAAAAUGUCUCCUGGACAACUUCCAGUUUUUGACAACUCACUAACAUUUUUACAUAUAUGCCAAGUAAUUGACAUUCUUGUCAACAACUAAUUAUAAUCAAUGGGAGACAUAUGAUUGUUGAUGGGGCCACUUGCCGUUCUGAGAAUUUACUUUCACUUUUACAGUGGCUUUAACACAGACCAUAUGGUCAACUAUCUGAGAUGGUAGAUGUAGUGAGUAGGAUAAGGAUAAUCAAGUAGAGAAGGAGAGAAUAAUGUUAAACCUGCCAACUUGGAUUGAGCUUUGCUGGACAUGGAUUCUUUUGUUUUUCUGCGCUGAUAGUUUUCCUGCAAAAUUUCACUGUUACAAGGCGAGGAUCAUUUCAUCGUUAUUCACUGUUGCAUAGUUACAGCAUGUAGUAACACUUGAUGUAAGAUCACAGAUUCUGUCUGCUCUUUACUGUAGCAUGUCGAUGGCUGCACAUCUUUCCAUCUUUGUAUUCAUUUGAUUCGAUGCAUAAUUAAGCGUCUUUCUCGACCCCAUCCCUUAGAAAUUGCCGUUACAUAUUAUUACAUUGUUUAUGCUACAAAACAUAAUGGCUGGCUUGAUUAUCUUCAAGGGCGACUCUUGUGAAUGAAACAAUACAUUUAUGUACCCACAUAGGCCUCCUAUUCAGGGAUGAAUGGCAGGCAUACAAAGUGAAGCACUUCGAUUCUCAGAGUACCAUCUGUAAUUACAUUUAGGCAGCAAAACAACUUUGGUUAAGGUCAGGAAAAGAUGCUGGUUUGGUUACAUGAUGAUAAUCUCUUUGUGUUUUGUGAUUCAAGUCACUGCGGACUCCUGCUGUGUUUUUUUUCCCUCUUCAUAACUAAGUGCUGCCAGAGCCUAAACAUAACGAUUUUUUUAUAGUGUAUUUGAUCAGGAUAAUGUGCAACACAUGUACAAUACCAGAUAUAGCUAAAAGCCUAUUUUCAUGCGUAUUCAAUUACACGCCACACCUCAGGCAUGUAAGUCAUAAAAAUGUUAAUUUUACAUUCCUACAUCAUGUCAAUAGAAAAUAUAAUCCUGCCAGUAUUACAUAUUCUGUAUGACAAAGUUACUGCUGCAAAUUAGUUGCACAUGAGCAUCAAUUCUCUAUAGAUAGGGUUCAUCUUUUUAUAUCAAUAUUUAAUGACAUCAGCAUGUGUUGAAACUUCCAAACACAAACACUUAAAGUGAAACAUUCUUAAAGUGGCCGUUAUUCAUUUGUCAUUUUGUCUGUUCUGCUUUUUGUUUUAAAUACUGAUUUAGUCGGUAGUCAUUUUUAUAAUCACUCAUUCGUCUCUAGCCUGUUGAUACAUAUCUUUUAAAGGCUCAUUUUGUCUUUCAGUUGUUGUCCAUCUUCCAUCAACUCUCAUUUAAUUUAGAUCCACACUGUCUGAUGUCCUCCAUGUUAAUGUUCAACAAGGUCAUGUGAAUGUUUGUUUUUCAAGGGGACAACUGUAAGUAUGUAGGUAGGUGCAUAGCUACAGUAGCAUGUCUAAAGCAUUUAUGUAGAGUGACAUUUCUAUUCACAAUUAUGUGCUACAUUUUUAUGACUUGUUUUUCUAGAAUGUUCUGUUGUUUCUUCCAACCAAGGUUUCCUUUGGUCAAAAUCAUUGUGUGGGAACAAGUGGGAAGUAAUUAAUAUGCAAUGGACGUGAGACAUUUUUCUCAAUAAAAUGUGUUGCUGACUCAGA
This is a messenger RNA of Acanthopagrus latus (yellowfin seabream), 9962 nucleotides long. Its product is annotated as protocadherin-15-like. Gene Ontology annotation, molecular function: calcium ion binding; cadherin binding. The record is from RefSeq and is a predicted model, not a curated record. The coding region runs from base 1384 to 7581 and encodes 2065 amino acids. Gene Ontology annotation, biological process: sensory perception of sound; homophilic cell-cell adhesion; inner ear development. Lineage: Eukaryota; Metazoa; Chordata; Actinopteri; Spariformes; Sparidae. The transcript has 40 exons. Gene Ontology annotation, cellular component: stereocilium; plasma membrane; catenin complex.